AGGAACAGAAAAAACUUCGGCGCCACCUGCAGGGAAACCUUUGACGUCAUUGGUCAGCGAUCUUUCAUGCAGUUCAGAAAGUGCACCAAAGUGUGAUGAUCCAACUAUGCCUCGCUGGCUACAAAAGAAGAUAUCUGCAAAUCAAGAGCAGCCUCUGGUUUCCAAUUGUGGAAAUCAAUAUGAUACAUAUCCAGAUGAUGCUGAUGUCAUGGACAAUAAUAAAGUGAGCUCUAUUGAUUCAAAAGAAGUUCUAAAAGAUGAAGUUAAAGAAAAACCUAGUUUUUUAAGGAAGAAUGUGACUUUGUAUAAAGGGUUGUUUUAUUCAUCGAUGUCAAGUGUCUUUUUUUCAUUGUCAUCUGUGAUUGUAAAAUAUGUAAAAGAUAUAUCUCCAGCUGAAUUGGCUGUUUUAAGGUUUACAGGAAUACUUAUAUUCACCCUUCCUCUUGUGAUAUUCAGCAGAGAAGAGCCAUUUGGACCAAGACCAGUGAGACAUUUGUUAAUUUUUCGAGGCUUGGUCGGCGCAACCAGCUUAUUUUUGAGAUUUGUUGCAUUUAAAAAGCUACCCAUUGCAGAUGCAUCAGUAAUAAUUUUCAGCAUUCCAGUCUUUGUUGCUGUGUUGGCCAGAAUUUUCCUAAAAGAACCCUGUGGAUUUUUUCAUGCAUUUACUGUAUUUUUAACCCUUCUUGGUAUAGUACUAAUAACAAAGGUGCCUGUCAUUUUGGCUGAUGAAUUAUUUCACUACAGCAUUGAUCAUGUGUAUGGAGUUCUGGCUGCACUUGGAUCGACUGUUUUUGGAGCCAGUGUAUAUGUUGUUAUAAGAAAAAUGACUGGUGUACAUCAUGCUAUAAUUAUGUUUAAUUUUGGAUGGGUUGCUAUUCUGGAAACUACACUUCUGACAUUUAUUACAGGAAAAUUUACUGCUCCAGCCUGUGGACUGGAACAGUGGCUGGUGAUAUUACUUGGAAUAUUUAGCUUCUGUGGCCAAAUGCUUUUGACCUUAGCCUUGAAACAAGAACAUGCAGGUCCUGUAGCCAUUGUACGAGCAGCAACAGAUAUUGUUUUAGCUUUCAUCUGGCAAAUAUGGUUCUUCAAUGAGAUUCCAGAUGCCUACAGUAUUUCAGGCGCUAUCCUCGUUAGUUCAUGUGUUGUGCUGAUAAGUCUACGAAAAUGGAUUAUGUCCUUACCUGAACAUUCAUCUAUUAGAAAAAAAGCAUAUUUAUUAACUAUUUAAUUUCAAUAAACGUUAUGCUGCCAAGAAGAUAAAAUGCAUACAAUUUCUCAGAAUGAAAAAUAUUUUGAAACACAUUUAUGAUUUGCAUUAAGUUUACGCAUUGUAAAAUAAUAAUAAAAAAAAAAGAAUAUGCCAUAUGAUGGUAAUAAGAAUUCAGAGAUAUUGAAAGCUAUGAAUAUAGUGUAAUUAAAAUAAUAGACUCUAACUAAUAUAAAAAGAUCUUGAAUAUAUUUAACAAUUAAUAGUUCUCUGAAGUCCUAAUAAAUUAUAAAUAUUAUCUAAAAUUGUUUUAAAAUUAUAUAAAUUAGUUGUUAGAAAUUUUGUCACAUCUGUAGUUUUCAUUUUUAACUUUAUAAUAUAAAGUUUAUUUAUUUUAAACUUAGUGUUUUAGACUUACUUUAUAAAGUGCUAGUCUGGUGUGUUACCAUUUUUAUUAUUUUAAUAAAAAAAAGUAUAUGCAUACUGAAGUGCAUUAUUGAAUUAAAUGUACUAGUAUUGAAUAAUUUUAUGAUAAGUUGAAAAAAAUUUAAGUCAAGGCCUGUUUUAAAUUUUUUAAUUGAUAAAAUAUUCACUUUUUUAUUUUAAUUGAACCAUUUUGACAAGCCAUAGAUAUAAAAGUAUUUUGUAAUGGGAAUUCUGAAAGUAGUUUAUUUUUUAGGAAACAAAAUAAAUGUUAAGUUUUUUUUUAGCAGUAUAUCACAUUUUGCAGUAUUUAUUUUCACUUAGUGCCUUCAACUAAAAUUCAAUAAGAAAUUAGAUUAAAAUGGAAUUUAAUCAUUGUCAGAAUCAAAUUAAUAGAUUACAUUAAGAGAAAUCUGUUAUUUAAUAAAUUCUUUGUUACUGAUAUUAAUUCAUAUUUUCAUUAUGUCUACUUCUUUCUAAUUUAAAUAUAAUUUUUUUUUAUUAAUGGGAUAACAAUUAUGUGAUACGGUAAUUUUAAAAAAAUGAAUGAAAAAUAGAAUACAGAUUUUACAUCCUAUUUGUUAGAGUUGUCAUAAUACUUCUUUUAUUUUUAAGAAUACUUGAGCAGUUUGCAUAUAAUACUGAAGAAUAACGUUUGGUGAUGUUUGCCAUUUUAAUUUAAAAUGUUUGUGAAAAAAUGCUCUUGUUCGUUUCUGGUUGUGUUUCAUUCUUAAAGGUUGUUUUAAUAUUCUGAUCCUGCAUAAUACAGAUUGUGUUAAGUUAAAAAGAAACAGAUUAAUGUAUAUUGUAGGAAUUUAGCAUUUAUAAAGUAAGGGGAAAAUAUUUCUUAAUUAGAAAUGUAUAUUUAUUUUCUGAAAUUUAUGUAUUUCUUUUUAAUUUUUGAGAUAUUGUUUAUUAUAUAAAUUUAUUCUAUUUAAAAUUUCAUUGAGCUUCCAACAGAAUUGCAGAAUUUGGUGUUGCAUACUAAUUGUUUUGUUGUUAUGAACAGUAAUCAUGCUUAAAAGAAAGUAUGAUUCAAAUUGUAAAUAACUUAUUUUAAGAGCUGUAUAUAAUAUAAUUUUUUGUUCUUUAGUCUAAUAAUUUUUUAAAUAAAUACUCAAUGCUUAUGGUAAAUAAAAUAUUUUCUAAAAGAAUUUUUGGCAUGUUAAUAUUUUAUAUAGUUUGAUGGAGUCCGAUAAUUAAACUCUUUUUAUCUUUAAAAUAUCAGCUUUUAAAAAGUGCAAAUUUAAAGUUAUCUAAUCUUUCAUUUUUCAUUGCUCUUAAAAUAUUGGAAGUCGUUUUAAUUAUAUAUUAUGUGUGUCUGCCAAUGAAAACCUGUUUGUUGUAAUUUUAUUUAUAUUCUGUCAUGAUUGACUGAUAUUUAUCAUUGAUUAAUGAGAAAAUGUUAGAUUUGUACAUUAUUGCAAUCUUUUGUUAUAUCAAAUGAUUUCAUUGAUAUACUGUGUAAUCUGCCUGUGAUAUUAUUUUAAUUUGUGAUUGAUUGAAUUUUCUUUCAUCGUAGGUUAUAUAAACAUAAUAUAUCAAAUACUUUAUAUCGAAUUGUCUCCAAUGUUCAAAUAUGCUGAAGAAAAAGCAUAAUAAAUACCUGUGAUAGUAA
Molecule: messenger RNA, 3251 nt
Organism: Stegodyphus dumicola
Lineage: Eukaryota; Metazoa; Arthropoda; Arachnida; Araneae; Eresidae
Product: solute carrier family 35 member G1-like
Cellular component (GO): membrane
Source: RefSeq, a predicted model, not a curated record